Messenger RNA from Aaosphaeria arxii CBS 175.79, 1470 nucleotides. Its product is annotated as Pkinase-domain-containing protein. Bases 1 to 1470 code for a protein of 489 amino acids. Gene Ontology annotation, molecular function: ATP binding; cyclin-dependent protein serine/threonine kinase activity. The record is from RefSeq and is a predicted model, not a curated record. Gene Ontology annotation, biological process: protein phosphorylation. The transcript has 3 exons. Gene Ontology annotation, cellular component: cytoplasm; nucleus. Lineage: Eukaryota; Fungi; Ascomycota; Dothideomycetes; Pleosporales.
AUGGUAGAGGCCUGCUCGCAUUUCGACACUCUCGUGAGGGUAGCAGCGCGGGUUAGGUCGAAGUUGCAGGGUAGGUUCACAUUCAAUGAUCGCCUUUUGGUGGUGGUGACGGUGACGAAAGAAGGUGAGGUGCUCGGAGCUGCCAGUGAUCCAAUGAGAGCUCCACCUCCGGAAUCGCACACUCCUGCCUCGACUCGAAGAUCCCUCUCCUCCUCGAUAAACCUCCACCCCAUCGUCAAAACGGCUCAAUCAAUUCCCACCCCCACCAGUGCUACUCUUCCCGCCACCAUCGCCGCACCCUCAACACAACUACAGAUAGCCAGCCAGCUCACCACCGCGGGAGACAUCCUUUGGGACCCUAAAUUCACUGAUCGUCCGCCGCCCGGCAAUCUACGACCUACGCACGCCGGCACUCUCUCCGUCGCAAAUCGCACCGACUCAUCUAUCAGCAUCAGAAACCUUGGGGACAGCGAACCUCCAUUCACACCAAACAUGGAUAACAGAAGGCAUCCCAGCUCAUUCCAGCAAUUGGAAAAGCUGGGUGAGGGAACAUACGCAACGGUGUUCAAGGGACGGAACCGUCAGACCGGCGAACUUGUUGCGUUGAAGGAGAUCCAUCUAGACUCCGAGGAAGGCACACCUUCAACCGCCAUUCGCGAGAUCUCUCUCAUGAAGGAGCUGAAGCACGAGAACAUCGUUCUUCUCCAUGACGUUAUUCAUACCGAGAACAAAUUGAUGCUCGUCUUCGAAUACAUGGAUCGGGAUCUAAAGCGAUACAUGGACUCCCGCGGUGACCGUGGCGCACUCGACCCCGCCACCAUCAAAUCGUUCAUGUACCAGCUCCUCCAGGGCAUUGCUUUCUGCCACGACAACCGCGUUCUGCACCGUGAUUUAAAGCCCCAGAACCUCCUCAUCAACACCCGUCUCCAGCUCAAACUCGCCGAUUUCGGUCUAGCAAGAGCAUUCGGCAUCCCUGUAAACACAUUUUCUAAUGAGGUCGUCACACUCUGGUACCGUGCUCCAGACGUUCUUCUCGGAAGCCGGACAUAUAAUACAAGCAUUGACAUCUGGUCUGCUGGCUGCAUCAUGGCUGAGAUGUACACCGGGCGUCCUCUGUUCCCAGGAACAACCAACGAAGACCAAUUGCAAAAAAUCUUCAGGUUGAUGGGCACGCCUUCUGAGCGAUCAUGGCCUGGAAUCUCGCAACUUCCAGAGUACAAGGGCAACUUCCAUGUUUUUGCAACCCAGGAUCUCCGCCUUAUCCUUCCCCAGGUCGAUCAGGUUGGCUUGAACCUAUUGAACAGCAUGCUUCAGCUACGUCCUGAAAUGCGCAUUACUGCGCAGGCUGCACUGAACCAUCCUUGGUUCAAUGACCUUCCGCGAAGGCAGCAUGAUCAAGCUCUGGCACAAGCCCAACAGCAGCAGGCGCAACAGAUGGGAGGUUACCAGGUACCCCAAGGCGCAUAUUAG